UCUAUCGAGUCCACGAAUCCCAGUGUUGGUGCCCGUUUAAAGGUACGUCUGGCUCGUCUUGAAAUUGAAGCCAAAGAACGGGAACGUAAAGAUGAACUUGAUUUUAAGCUCAAAUGCCGGCAAAUAGAAGCUGAAACUGCAGUAAAAAUCCGUCAGCUGGAGCUACAGUCUCAUAAACUGGCCUCUGACCCAAUUAUUCAAACUUCUGAUGGGUAUAGAGAUAAUGUCAAUAAUCUUUCAGAUAAACCUUCCUCUUUUGACAUAAGUAAAAAUAUUGCCCUUGUUCCACCAUUCAGAGAGACAGAGGUGGAGGCAUAUUUUAAUGCAUUUGAACGUAUUGCUGUUGCCCUUCACUGGCCCAAAGAAGUGUGGUCUCUUUUGCUGCAAUGCAAACUAGUUGGUAAAGCACAGGAGGUAUGUGCAGCUCUAACAAUUGAAGAAAGUCUUGUGUAUGACAAAGUUAAAGCUGCCAUACUCAGGGCAUAUGAGUUGGUGCCUGAGGCAUACAGGCAGCGUUUCAGAGCUUUAAGAAAAUCCACUACACAAACAUUUGUUGAAUUUGCAAGGGAAAAAGGAAUGCUAUUUGACAGAUGGUGCCAGUCAACCAAAGCAACUGAUUUUAAUUCACUGCGUGAAUUGAUGUUGUUGGAAGAAUUCAAAAACUGUCUCCCAGAUCGUACAGUCUUGUAUCUGAAUGAGCAAAAAGUUAUCACUUUACAAGAGGCGGCUGUCCUGGCA
Messenger RNA from Austrofundulus limnaeus, 738 nucleotides. RefSeq lists its product as uncharacterized. The record is from RefSeq and is a predicted model, not a curated record. NCBI's taxonomy places the organism in Eukaryota, Metazoa, Chordata, Actinopteri, Cyprinodontiformes, Rivulidae.